AUGGAGGCAGCAAGCACGAGCCACUACCACACAUUUUCGGCGAUUCCGCCUGGUCUCACUCGUUCGGAGCUCAAGAACGGACAAGGUAGUGUGCCAAAGAAGAAGCCCUCGAGAAGGCGUCCCAAUACCGGUCGCCGAUUUCAGUGUAAUCAUGAUGGCUGCGGUAAGACGUAUUCUAGAGCCGAGCAUCUCCAGCGACACCAAUUGAACCACAGUCCAAAGGGGCUCUUCUCCUGCGACUAUGCUGGAUGCGAUCUCACCUUUGUCCGAAAAGAUCUCAGAGAUCGCCAUAGAAAGCGCCACAGACAUCCCUCGCCAUCAGGUUCGUUCGGCCAACCUACUGUCCAGGAGACACCCUCGAAACUUUCUACCGGCGGAUCAGACAACGAGCGGACGCCCGGCGCAGUAGGCCUGCGUACGCUGAGCAGCGACUCCGGUCGCAGGCCAUCUCUAACCGCUGCCACAUCGUCAGUCAGCUUCCCAGCUCGAAGUACUGCUGGCUUCGAUGGCUUUAAUGCGAAUCCGUACUCGGGUGCAAACCCCUUGAACAGUUCAAAUGGCGAGCUUGGCUUUCCUAACCUCGAGAGAAAGACAUCCAUCACCCCGGGCGAAACGAUCAACCAUCAUGCUACAAGCUCUGUUGGAAGACCUUCGAUGAGAUUCAGUCAUUCACACGGCAGCAUACCUGCAGUCAACCCCGGCCCAAAGCAACUCAGUCCUCAAUCGGAAUGCGAUAGCCAUCGUCCCGGCGUAUUAGCUGGCUUCAAGCUGUCCGAGUCGAUGUCUAUGACUGCAGACAGCUCACAGAAAGCUAUGGAUCUGACACAAACACGUAGCUCUAAAUUUGGACCUUCUCAACAACAGAACUACAUCCAAGGCGUCGGGACUCCAGGACAGGGGACCGGCCAGCAACAACGAUCAAGUACAGCCACCGCGGCAUCUACUUUCAACGCUCCGUUCGUUACUCCCGACUUGGCCAUGAGCUACGAAACUCCAAUCAUUGACGAUCCUUCGCUGGGCAUAUCGCCCUCAGGCCGGACCGAUGAGUUCACAUCAUGGCUCUUUGACCAGAACGGGGGAGCCUCGCACCCAUCACAUGCAAGUUCGAACAUAUACCAUUACCAGCCGAAUGUUUUCGGCCAAAUAUACUCCGACGAGAUGCCAUCGACUUUGUUUGAUCAGUUCGCAGAUGUUCCUGAUGAGCCCGAUCCGAUGACAUCCACCGAUUUCCUUCUGCCUGCCAAAGAACCCGGUUUGUCCGACUGGAAGCGGAGACACCUAGUCUCGAUCAUUCAGGGGAGGUUCUUUGCAAGUGGCAAUAGUGGAUUGGCGACGAAACAGCAGAUUUUUGGCGGCAACGAUGAUGAUGCCGGCCAUCUGUUGAAUAUGAACUCUUUCCAGAUCUACCUAGCUUCGUACUGGACGAGAUUUCACGACCAGUUUCCCUUGCUCCAUAGGGCGACCUUCAUACCUGACCAGAUUCAUGAUUGUCUACUUCUCACAGUUAUUGUGGUGGGGGCGUCUCUCCUUGAUGAUACUCAACACGGAUCCACGUUCUGCGAUGCUGCAGCUCGGCUUGCAAGCGUUGUAGCUUGGAGCCUGAGAUGGCAGAUCUUGACAGAUGCUGACUCAGGACCUCCAGCAAAACUGUGGGUGCUUCAAAGUCUGGCGAUUCUAGAAUUUUACGAGAAGAUGAACGCAACCCGGGCGCUUCACGAGCGAGCUCAUGUACAUUUCGCCGCUACGCUUACGCUGAUGCGUCGCGGUAGCGCACUAAUUGGAGACCAUAGUAUCCCACCAUCCCGCGACGAGGUCGCCACCCAAGUCGAUGACAACGAUGCAUUUGCGAGUGACAAGUGGUGGAACCACUGGGUUGCCCAAGAAGCGACCCGCCGCGCAGCGUUCGGAGCAUUCUUCCUGGAUGCGUUGCAUGCGACCAUGUUUGGCCAUGCUGCGACCAUGGUCAUUCAUGAGAUUCACUUGCCUCUUCCCUGCGAUGACACACUUUGGUCUGCUGGCACGGCCUCAGAAGUGGGGAGAAUCGAAUUCAGCCUGUACACCAACGGCAUCAAGCCUACCAUGUUCUUGACAGGGGUGAAGCGCACUCUAUCCUGCCAAAAGGUACGGACUAAUCCCUUUGGACGCAUUAUACUCAUGGCCGGGCUCCUCUCCAUCGCCUGGCAUAUGCAUCAAAAGGAACUCUACAGGAGCACAUUGGAAGAACGGAGCGUUGGGAUGCCCGAGGGUUGGAAAGCUCAAUUGCUGAAAGCUUUUGACUGGUGGAAGCAAGAUUUUGACGACAGCUUCAGCCAUAUGCGCAAGAGUGGCAUUGAUGCAGGCAAGACGGGCUUCAGCCAAGAACGGGCUCUCACAUCCCAACAUCUGGCGACUGGCCUCUACCAUAUGGGCCAUAUCGCAAUCCAAGUGGACAUGCCUGACCUGUGUAUCUUGGCUGGAGCAAAGGUCCUGCUCGGUCGAGUUAUUACCAAAUCAGACUAUGAGCGAGUGCAUUUGAAGUUGAAGCAAUGGGUAAGCACGGCAAGUGCGCGACAUGCCGUCCACUACUCGAUCCAAUACCUCAAACUGACCCUCCUUGAUCCCGAGUCCGGCCAGCUUUCCGACUCAGGGCGACGCUCAUCCAGCCAAGUCUGGGACGCUGCGUUCAGGGGCGGUCCCAACUCGCCGGAUAUCGUGCUCAUUCGGCCCUGGACCAUGUAUUAUUCGGCGCUCGUGCUAUGGACUUAUGGAUACCUUCUCGACGGUCCCCUCCGGCCAUUUCCAGAGUCCUCAGCGAAGCCUCGAGCUCUCGACUCGGAUAUCGCACAACAGACCCCUGAGCAGAUCCAACAGAUGGAACAUGACGCCAAGACUUAUCUACAUGCCAUGGGCAGGUUUACCCAUCCGAAUGGAUUGCAGAAUGUAACAAACAGUCGGAACAAGGUUGUUGGCUUGAUGGGCGUGGUUCUGACAGCCCUAGAAAGCUCACGAUGGGAGCUCCUACAUGAGGCGAGACAGCGGUUGCAUAGUUGCGUGGACCAGCUAAGAUGA
This is a messenger RNA of Cyphellophora europaea CBS 101466, 3048 nucleotides long. RefSeq lists its product as uncharacterized. Gene Ontology annotation, cellular component: chromatin. Lineage: Eukaryota; Fungi; Ascomycota; Eurotiomycetes; Chaetothyriales; Cyphellophoraceae. The record is from RefSeq and is a predicted model, not a curated record. Gene Ontology annotation, biological process: regulation of transcription by RNA polymerase II; DNA-templated transcription. Gene Ontology annotation, molecular function: zinc ion binding; DNA-binding transcription factor activity, RNA polymerase II-specific; RNA polymerase II cis-regulatory region sequence-specific DNA binding. The coding region runs from base 1 to 3048 and encodes 1015 amino acids. The transcript has a single exon.